GUGCGGUAUUUAUAAUAUUACAACUAACUUAAAAUGGAAAAAGUAUUUACCAAUGAGAAAUACAUUGCUCAAAUUAACUCUAAAGAUUUCUAAUCAAUCACCGUGAUUUGUAAAUCACCAUAAAAAGACAAAAAGAAUAAUAAUAAAAUUAAAAAAAUAAAUUAAAAUAACAAAAAUCACACCCUAUUAAAAUCCUCCCGUAUAAGAAUAAUUUAUUAACCUCACAAAUAACCGUUAUUUACUAAAAUAUUUUGGAUUAACCCAAAGUAUCCUGUCAUAAGUAUGAACACAAAUGAGAUUUGACAUUUGUUACUCAACAUAGAAAAUGGAUCUGAUUUCUCACCACACCAAAAAAGUCAAUAAUCAAAAGAAAAAAAAAGAGAGAAAAGCACACAACACUCAACAUCGAGUCAUCUGCGCACAAAAAUCGAGACAAACAAAUUGCAGAAGAAUCCAUAAAAAAAAAAAGCAACUAUUCCCAUUUCUUUCUUUAAACACUCCCACUCUCCCCACUCACAAAAUAACUAGAGAGAAAGAGGAGAGAGAAAUACUCAAAUCAUGACCUCAACAACAAUGGCGGAAAAUCGCCGAUCAACCCCAUCAUCACAUCAAUUUUACUACUCAAACACGCCUUCAUAUUUCUCUACAUCUUCAUCGUCUCCUUCCUUAAUCAAAGGUUGUUGUUGUUGUCUUUUCCUCCUCUUUUCUCUUCUAGCACUUCUAACUCUCGCUGUCAUCCUCGUCAUCGUACUCGCCGUUAAACCUAAAAAACCUACUUACGAUCUUCAACAAGUCGCCGUCCAAUAUGUCGGAAUCUCUCCUACACCCACUGCAUCUCCUGCUGGCGUCUCCCUUUCUUUGUCGGUACGUUUACUUUUUACUGCGGUCAAUCCCAAUAAAGUUGGCUUGAAGUAUGGGGAAUCCAGAUUUACUGUCAUGUACAAGGGAAUUCCGUUGGGUAGAGGGGUGGUUCCUGGGUUUUAUCAACCUGCCCAUAGUGUUAAAAAUGUUGAAACUGUUGUCACUGUUGAUAGGGUUAAUUUGAUGCAAGCUGAUGCGUCGGAUUUGGUCAAAGAUGCUUCCAUGUAUGAUAAAGUUGAAUUGACUGUAAUGGGUGAUGUUAGUGCUAAAAUUAGGAUUAUUAGUUUUGAUUCACCUGGUGUUCAAGUUUCUGUUAAUUGUGAGAUUGUGUUGAGUCCUAAGAAGCAAUCUCUGACUUAUAAACAAUGUGGGUUUGAUGGGUUACAUAUUUGAUCUGCGUUGGUUACAUUUUGAAAAUUGAUUCACAUUUUAGAAAAUGAUGAGGAUUUUGAUGUAGUAAAUGAAGCAAUCAUGUUGGGAAUAUGAAGGAAAACACCUUUCUUUUCUUGGUAUGGAAUAUGGGUAGAACGGGAGAGCUAAUAUCAAAUAUCGUAGUGUGCAAAUUGAUUUUGAUUUUGGAAGAUAGAAAUGAUUCUUUUAGGUAAUUUUGGAGGUAAAAGAUUGACCUUUUUUAUAAUGGAUGAAAGGGAAGAUUUUGAUGUAAGAGUAACUGUUCCUGGAUAUUUGGAGGAAGAAAAUCCUCAAUGGCAGCAUGAAUAUCAAAAGAGAUAGAUGAAAAUGAUGAAGGCUUCCUACUUCUACGCAAGAACAACACUUAAAUCGAAGAUGAGGAUUUAAGUAAGGUUUAAUGUAGGUCUUUUGUGAUAGUAGUUAGUAGUUGUAGUUAUUAUAUAAAGAUAUAUAAAUUGAUAUAAUAGUGAUGUUAAUUUGGAAAUUUUGCUGACUUUUUCAAUUUUUAGUUGAUAAGUGUAAAUGGGUUUCCCUAAAUUUGAAUUACACUUGAUUAUUAAGAGUAAGAUGUGAAUGAAAAGGGAUUGUUUAAGUUCAAUGAUUAAUUCCGACUGGUUUCAGCUCUU
Molecule: messenger RNA, 1898 nt
Organism: Amaranthus tricolor (Joseph's coat)
Lineage: Eukaryota; Viridiplantae; Streptophyta; Magnoliopsida; Caryophyllales; Amaranthaceae
Product: NDR1/HIN1-like protein 13
Exons: 1
Coding region: 559-1254 (231 amino acids)
Cellular component (GO): plasma membrane
Source: RefSeq, a predicted model, not a curated record